CUUAGUAAUCCUUUGGACAUUUUUCUUAAUAAAUACCGUAUAGCACAACCUCAUUUUGAGCACAUAAUUGAAUUAUAACAUAUAGUAUUGAAUUAUAACAUAUAGUUUGCAAUGGCAUCAGAAGGUAAAAUAGUAGAGCAUCCUAAGAAGGCCUUUGGAUGGGCAGCUAGAGAUUCUACUGGUGUUCUCUCCCCUUUCAAUUUCUUUAGAAGAGAAACAGGUGAAAAAGAUGUAGCAUUCAAGGUGUUGUAUUGUGGGAUAUGCCACUCUGACCUUCAUAUGUCAAAGAAUGAAUGGUACAAUACCAUGUAUCCAUUUGUUCCUGGGCAUGAACUUGUGGGUGUAGUAACAGAAGUGGGAAGCAAAGUAGAAAAAUUCAAAGUUGGAGACAAAGUAGGUGUGGGCUACGUGAUUGAUUCAUGUCGAUCGUGCCAAAAUUGCGACGACAAUCUUGAGAAUUACUGCCCAAAAUAUACAGUCACAUGUGGUGCCAAGUAUCGCGAUGGCACCAUCACAUAUGGAGGUUACUCCGACUCAAUGGUUGCAGAUGAGCAUUUUGUCAUCCGCAUUCCUGAUAACUUACCUCUUGAGGUUGCCGGUCCUCUCCUCUGCGCCGGUGUCACAGUAUAUAGUCCUCUUAAAUAUUUUGGACUCGACAAACCCGGGCUUCAUAUAGGCGUCGUUGGUCUCGGUGGACUUGGUCACAUGGCUGUGAAAUUUGCCAAAGCUUUUGGUGCUCAUGUCACAGUAAUUAGUACAUCGCCUAACAAAGAAAACGAAGCAUUAGAUCACUUAGGAGCUGACUCGUUUAUAAUAAGUCGCGAUCCAAAUCAAAUGCAGGCUGCAAUAGGUACUUUGGAUGGUAUUAUUGACACAGUUUCAGCUGGUCAUGCUCUUUUACCAAUGAUUGGUUUAUUAAAAACUAAUGGAAAACUUGUAAUGCUUGGUGUUAUAGUAAAGCCUCUUGAGCUUCCUGAAUAUGCUUUACUUGCAGGGAGGAAAUUAAUUGCCGGGAGUACGGUUGGAGGGAUUAAGGAGACUCAAGAAAUGAUUGAUUUUGCUGCCAAACACGACGUUAAACCUGAUAUCGAGAUUGUUCCUAUUGAUUAUGUCAACACAGCAAUGGAGCGUCUUGCUAAAGCAGACGUGAGAUAUCGUUUUGUGAUUGAUAUUGGAAACACAUUGAAAGAAAGUUCUUAAACUUUGCAGGAUAUGUAUUUCAUGGAAUGUUUUUUAAAUGAAUGUAUUUCAUGGAAUGAUUCACUAGCCAAGGAUAUUUUAGAUUUCUAUUCUCUAUGUUAUUGUUGUGAUGUUGUACUCUUGUUAAUCAUGCUAAUUUGAAUAAAAUUUCUUUGGGUUUUGAAUAAAA
This is a messenger RNA of Trifolium pratense (red clover), 1369 nucleotides long. Its product is annotated as probable mannitol dehydrogenase. Gene Ontology annotation, biological process: lignin biosynthetic process. The record is from RefSeq and is a predicted model, not a curated record. The transcript has 5 exons. Gene Ontology annotation, molecular function: zinc ion binding; cinnamyl-alcohol dehydrogenase activity. The coding region runs from base 112 to 1200 and encodes 362 amino acids. NCBI's taxonomy places the organism in Eukaryota, Viridiplantae, Streptophyta, Magnoliopsida, Fabales, Fabaceae.